AUGCACGCAUCCCUCAAGACGCUCCUGGCCCUGGGCCUCGCCUCGGUCGCCUGCGCCCAGCACACGAAGCAGGAUGACGAGAUGGGUCCCGCCGCCUUCAUGUGGCCGGCCGAUCGAGUAUGGAGCGGAGACAUGGACAACCAGGCGCCCUGCGGUUCAAAGUCUGGUGCUGCCAACAGGACCGAAUUCCCCUUGGUGGGCGGCAAAGUGGCCCUCGUUGCUCAGGAUGACUACUACAACAGCAAAAUCUCCAUCUCGUACAAGAACGACCCAACCUCCAACAGCGACUUCACAACCCUCAUCGAGGAACAAUCCGUCUCGGACCUGAACCCAGGCCACACCUGCGUCAACGUCCCCAACCCGCCCGCCUCCGUAGCCGCAGGCUCCAACGCGACCCUCCAAAUCAUCUACCGCGCCGACUGGGACGCCCCGCACAAUCAGACCUUUUACGCCUGCGCCGACAUCACCUACGUCGAGGCCGCCACCUUUACCACCCGCAUCCCCUGCUUCAACGCCACCGAGCCGGGCGAGGACGACAUCCCCGCCACGGCGUCGCCCUCUGCCUCGUCGACGAAUGCUGCUUCCAACUCUGGUUCUGGUAGCGGCGGCGGCGGCGGCGGAAGCAACAAGCUUUCUGGCGGUGCGAUUGCCGGUAUCGUGAUUGGUGUCGUCGCCGGCGUCGGGCUGUUGCUUGGCGCCGCGCUCUUCUUGUACCGCAAGAGCCAGCAGAAGAAGCGCAACUCGAGGCUGGCGCGCAUGGAGGAGAAUGCGAAGCGGUCUGAGCACUACAAUGUCGGUAAGGACUCGACGUCGCAGAAUAGCGUGCAGCUGAACAACCUUCCUUGA
This is a messenger RNA of Colletotrichum orchidophilum, 846 nucleotides long. RefSeq lists its product as uncharacterized. The transcript has 3 exons. Bases 1 to 846 code for a protein of 281 amino acids. Lineage: Eukaryota; Fungi; Ascomycota; Sordariomycetes; Glomerellales; Glomerellaceae. The record is from RefSeq and is a predicted model, not a curated record.